AUGACCCCUCUGAGUGGAGACGUCAGAGCAUACGAUCAAGUCUCUCAGUUCAUAGAAGCACGCGAUGGCUAUGACCGACAACAGCAGCAUCGCAGUAGAGAACAAAGCCCAGCCCAAGGAAUAGCCACCAGCAACAUCAGGCAUCACUACAGACCUGUUCCCUUGGGCGAUGGAGACCAUAUUUUGUACACGGAUCCCAGAACCGGGACCCUUUCUUUGGGUUCUGAUGCAACAGGAGGGUUCUUGGAUCGCCCUAUUUGCAAGGCCCAAUUUCGUCCUCCUAUGAAUACGACGUCAACGCUGCCCGUGUUAUACACAGCUGUAUCUGACACAAGAUUCGGGGUCUGUGUCAUGGCAACAUUUGCGGCUGGCAGUGGAUACGACAGUCCAGGAGAGGACAUCUUAACCAGACCCAUCAGCCCAGAUCCGUCGGUAACUUCAGACGCAGACAAGCAGAUGAUUGUUCUUUACAUGAUACCGCCAGAUGUGCUUGCCGUCAUAUCUCACGGCCUAUGUCGUCAGCAUUACAUAAAUACCACCCAACAUGAUGAGAAUGGCAGCUUGUUGGUUGAGAUAGACUCGCGGCCCAAGGGAAGUUGCAACGAGAUCGACUCUGAGGUUGAUGGUUUCGCAGGAGUGACAACAAGGCCGCUCGAAGUUCGAGGGCUGCCAGUUGCUAUCUGUUGCAAUUUGGUGGAGCUUGUCCUAGAUUCGGGAGCUGAUGUGAUUCUUUGGGCGUUCUGCGAGCAGGGGUGGGCUCGGGCGUGGGCCUUGCGUGUCGGUCAUCGAGACACACCUCAUCGUACAGUCGUGGAGGCCAAUGGGAGUCUGAGACAGGUUGAUUCUAAGGGUGACUACAACAUGACAGAAGAGGAGCAGGUGGUUGCGGCGCCAGAUGUUUCUUUUGAAGCUUUGACGAGUGCAGAGAUUGCCCUAAAGAUAGAACCGGACACGCCUGGGCAAAUACCACCGACCUACAACCAUGGGAGACUUACUACUAAGAUUGUAUUUCGGGAGUGGUAG
Messenger RNA from Fusarium proliferatum ET1, 1023 nucleotides. RefSeq lists its product as uncharacterized. The record is from RefSeq and is a predicted model, not a curated record. The transcript has a single exon. The coding region runs from base 1 to 1023 and encodes 340 amino acids. Lineage: Eukaryota; Fungi; Ascomycota; Sordariomycetes; Hypocreales; Nectriaceae.